Prinia subflava (tawny-flanked prinia) is the source of this 1896-nucleotide messenger RNA. RefSeq names its product nascent polypeptide-associated complex subunit alpha, muscle-specific form-like. Bases 1 to 1896 code for a protein of 631 amino acids. Lineage: Eukaryota; Metazoa; Chordata; Aves; Passeriformes; Cisticolidae. The record is from RefSeq and is a predicted model, not a curated record. The transcript is spliced from 4 exons.
AUGUACCUUAAGCACACGGACGGUCACUUCAAUUUAUUGUGCGCCGAGUCAAACCACGAGGCUGGCGGCGGCACAAGCCGUGCAGCCGGCGGCGCUGCCCGCCCGGAGCGCCAACUCCGCGAUCCUAACUGUUGCUGCCCCCUCCCGCAUCCCCGCGGCGGGCACCGGCCCAGCGCGGCAGCGACACCCCAAACACGCCCGCGGGACGGGCUGGGAUGCAGGCGUUCCACGGCACGCAUCCGAACCGUGCCCCAAACCUCCCCGCGGAGGCUUGCAGCGGCGCCGGGAAGAGCGCUGCCACGCACCGCGCUGCCCGCCCUGCCUCGGGGACACCGCGGGAGCAGCUCCUUUGUCUCUCCCGCAGCCCCGGCCGCCUUCUCCCGGCGGCACAAGGCGCCGCUGCCCUGCCGGCCCCCGGACGGCCCGGCCGUGCCGCCGCUCGCCCGCUGUGCCCUGCCGCGGCCGCACCGGGCGCGGGCGGUGCGCGGCCAGCGGGCGGCCGGACGCGGCCGGGAUGCCGGCGGGGCCCCGGGAGGACCCGCGGGAAGGGGGAGAAGCUGCAGCCGGUGCCCGGAGCACCGCCCCGCAGCCCCGCACCGGGGGCAGGGAGCCGCCCUGCCCCUCCAUCGCCCCCGGGCACCGGCCCUGCCCCCGGCAACUCCGCCGCCCCCUCCCGGCCUCCCUCCCCCCGCCCUUCACCCACCGCCGCCCCGGCGAGUCACGGCGGCUCCGGCCGCGCGCCGUCGGCUGCCCCAGGGUGGGGCACGGCACCCGCAGUCCGGGGGGGUCGCUCAGUCGGCCGCGAGUUGCCCGACGGCCGCGACCGCUCCGUCGGGAUGCGCCAGCCCCGCGCGGGAAAAAAAGUUGUCCCCGCGGGAGCGGCCGGGAAUCGAACUCGAACUCACCCUCCCGCCCGGCGGCUCCGCCGCGGCCGCGACUCAAACUCACCCUCCCGCCGGGAGCGGCAGCGGCGGGCGGACACCGCCCGGCCCCGCCGCUGCCUGGCGGCGGCCGCAGCCAACCGCAGCGCGCAGCGCGGUCACGCCAGCCAAUAGCGCGGCGGAGCGGGCCGUGCGCGCGGCCCGCGCCCCGGUGGGCGGGGCCGGCCCGCUCCGAGGGCGAGCGGCGGCGGGGCCGGGCGGGAGCGGUGGGCGCUGUGAGGGCGCCCCGGGGGCGGGCACGGAAGGCGGGCAAGACAUCGGCUCCGCGCUGCGGCUGGGCCAGGCAGGGUCCGGAGCUCGGGCAGGGUCGUGCCCCACGGGGAGAUGCGCCCUCCGGGGCAGCUCCCGAAACUGCCCUGCCAGCGCGGAUGGCAGCGGGCAUUCGGAACAAAACGGGCGGCAGCGACUAGGAUGGGUUCGGGAGGGCAACAGCAGAGCUGCUGAGGCAGCGCGGCCGUGCCCCGCUGGGGCGGCGCCGGGGCCGGAGCAGGCGCUGAGCAGCGGGGGCGAUGCCGGGGCCGUGCGGGGCUGCCUCGCCACUUCCUCCGCCGGCGAGUGCAGAGCUUCCAGCCCACGUGAGACCGGGACACACGUCGCCAAGGCGAGACGGGAUCCCUGCAGCCGGAGCUUCCUUCCCUUCCUUCCCUUCCUCACACGCACGGGCCAGAGGAAGCCCCUCCGCCCCUUGAGCAGGGCAGCCCCGUGCUGCUGGGCAGGCGGGGCACAGCAGGGUGUCCAGCAGCGCGGUCACACCCGCGGCUCCGGGCGCGCCCGUCACGGACCGGACCCGCAGCUCCCGGGAACGGGCCCGGGACCGGCCCCGGCCCCGGCCACGCCCCCCGCCCCCAUGGCCCCGCCCCUCGAGCCCAGCCCCAAACAGAGGCGUGUCCUCCGGAAAGCCACGCCCCCGGAGGGCCGCGCCCCUCAGGCUGCCGCGCACGCGCCCUGCACGUGA